Cucumis melo (muskmelon) is the source of this 2171-nucleotide messenger RNA. RefSeq lists its product as uncharacterized. Lineage: Eukaryota; Viridiplantae; Streptophyta; Magnoliopsida; Cucurbitales; Cucurbitaceae. The record is from RefSeq and is a predicted model, not a curated record. Gene Ontology annotation, molecular function: protein binding. Bases 213 to 2006 code for a protein of 597 amino acids. The transcript is spliced from 8 exons.
AUUUUCAACUUUCGAGUAUUUCAGAAAAAUUCGGGGAUGUGGAUCGAUUAAAAGGGUAAUGAAUUCUUGAGUCGGUUUGGAGUUCUUUGGCAAUUGGCCAUGCUUCUAUUCAACAACAACUAUUCCUUAUAAAAUCAAACAACAAACGUUCAAGCAGCAACAAGUGCGCGGCAACACUCAGUUCGUUUUCUUUCGCGCUCUCCAGAUUUACAAUGGCGUCCAAACGCCACCGUUCUCAAGAACACGAAUGCGAGGUGAAGGAACCCAAAACUGCCCGUGUUUCAGAUGCUUUUGAGUUGAAGAAGCAGCAACCGGUAGUGCUCAACCCUGCCGACUGCGACCUGGAUUUUGAGAUCAAAAGUGAUGGUCUUCGAGGAUCAGCUCUUUAUGAGAAAGGUUUUGCUUAUUGCUGGUCGGGAGCUCGGACCACUGUGGGUAUUACUGGUGGAAAAUAUUGUUUUGGUUGCAAGAUUAUCUCUUUACAGCCAGUAGAAAUGAUUGAUACUGCUCCAGGCCAGCAGCAUCUUUGUCGUGUCGGCAUUUCCAGAGGGGACAGUCCAGUGGGAAAUCUCGGAGAGACUAUCCCAAGUUUUGGAUUCGGUGGUACCGGAAAGUUUUCAAAUGCUGGAAAAUUUUCUGACUAUGGUGAAAAGUUUGGAUUUGGUGAUUCCAUUGUUUGCGCUGUAAACCUUGAAAGCAAGCCUCUGGCCUCUAUUGGAUUUUCCAAAAACGGCAAAUGGUUGGGUACUGCUAUACAAUUUGAUGCUGGUCCAAGAGGCCUUGGAGUGGUGGAUUCUCCACUGAGAAAGCGUCAAUGGGAAUCAGCAUUUUUCCCUCAUGUAUUGUUGAAGAAUGUUGAGGUUCAGUUGCAAUUCAGCGUUGAAGAGGGACUUGUUCCUGAAGAAGGCUUUAAACCGUGGGCCUGCGCUUUGGAUGAUAACAAUGCACUGUUUGGACCUACUUUUAAUAAUGUUAGAGAUUGUGAAGUCAUGAUGAUGGUGGGUCUACCGGCUUCUGGAAAAAGUACAUGGGCUAAGAAAUGGGCCGAUGAUCAUCCUGAGAAACGCUAUAUUUUGCUUGGGACUAAUCUAAUUCUUGACCAAAUGAAGUUACCAGGUCUAUUGCGAAAACAUAAUUAUGGUGAACGCUUUGAUCGUUUGAUGGAUCAAGCAACUGAAAUUUUCAAUAUACUUCUCUCUAGGGCAGCCGCUGUGCCUCGGAAUUACAUAAUUGAUCAAACAAAUGUUUACAAGCAUGCCCGUAGACGGAAACUGAAGCCAUUUGCGGACUUCCAGAAAAUUGCUGUUGUGGUAUUCCCAAAGCCGGAGGAGUUGUGGCGUCGCUCAGCUGAAAGAUUUAGAGAAAUGGGGAAAGAAGUACCAGCUGAUGCAGUGAAUAAAAUGUUAGCCAAUUAUAUCUUGCCUACUAGCAAGGACAUACCUGGAUCAGGAGAAUACUUUGAUGAGGUUAUAUUUGUAGAACUUGAUCGUGCAGAGUCUCAAAGAUGUUUGGAUGCGAUGAAACAUGCUCUACCAUCUGAAUCACGUGACAACUUUACAUCAUUUUCUAAAGCUAGUACUGCUCCUCUUGUUUCACCUUCAUCUCGAGAUCAAGGUCAACGAGGUAUGCCAGAUGCUGGACGAUAUGGAGUUCCAAGAUUUACUUCUGAAGUAUAUCAGGAAAAUAUGACUUCUCCUUUACCUAGGUUUAUUCCCCCUCACGGACCAUAUGGGAGUUUGAUUGGUGAAACGAGGUACCCUGGCCAUCUGCUUCACAGUUAUCCUGGGAGUGAUCCUUACAGCAUUGGUGGACGUGGACACUUUCUAGACAGUGGUCAUGUGGGUGAAGUGCGCCAAAGGGAAUACACUGAUGUAGCUCAUCCCUUGCCAGUGCCACCCACUGGUCCACCUUAUGGAACCCCACCACCAAGAAUUACAUAUCAAUUUCCUUCCAAUAUGCCUUAUGAUGGUAGAGGGUAUACCUCCUCACGUCCAAGGUACUACUGAGUCCCUGACUAUUUCAUGGGUUCAUGGAUAGUUUUUCUGAUGUACAGAGUCGAAAUAGUGAAACAAUUGUAGCUAGUUUUGUUCUAUGCAUGCAUGAACAUUAAGUACUGUAAAUACAAUCUUUACUGCUGAUGAAUGCAUACAUAAAUUUUAUUAACAUGAAAA